Messenger RNA from Esox lucius (northern pike), 1948 nucleotides. Its product is annotated as glucagon receptor. The transcript has 13 exons. Gene Ontology annotation, biological process: cell surface receptor signaling pathway; adenylate cyclase-modulating G protein-coupled receptor signaling pathway. Gene Ontology annotation, cellular component: plasma membrane. The record is from RefSeq and is a predicted model, not a curated record. Gene Ontology annotation, molecular function: glucagon receptor activity; peptide hormone binding. NCBI's taxonomy places the organism in Eukaryota, Metazoa, Chordata, Actinopteri, Esociformes, Esocidae. The coding region runs from base 19 to 1311 and encodes 430 amino acids.
GUGAUCCACUGAGCAGAAAUGAAUUGGCCCGGCAGAAGGUUAGUCCUGACCUGCCUGCUGCUGCUAAAAAUUCUGAAGGUGGAGCUGGUCGGUGGGAAAGUAUUAGAGGAGACCUACAUGAAGUGGAUCCAUUACAAGGACGAAUGUUUAAAGAUGAUUCACAAUGAGCCGGUACCUCAAGGCAUGUUAUGUAGAAGGACAUUUGACCACUACGCCUGCUGGCCGGAUGGUCCUCCUGGGUCUGUUGUCAAUGUGUCCUGUCCAUCGUAUCUUCCCUGGUUUGACAAGGUUUCUCAGGGUUUAGUUUUUAGGCGGUGUGGCUCUGAUGGCCACUGGGUGGAGGUGGAGGAUGGAGAAGUCUGGAGGGACAUAUCUCAAUGUGAAGAGGAGCCUGAAGUUGAAUUUCAGGAGCGGUGGUUCAAGGAGUUGAUGGUGAGCUUUAAGACCCUUUACACGAUUGGCUACACCCUGUCCCUCUUUGCUCUUGUCUCGGCGCUCAUCAUCCUAUUGAGUAUCAGGAAGCUUCACUGCACUCGUAACUACAUUCACGCCAACCUGUUUGUGUCUUUCAUCCUGCGAGCCGUGUCAGUGAUCGUCAAGGACACCAUGCUGGAGCGUCACUGGGGCCGGGAGAUCAUGAGACAGGCAGACAUUGGAGAGAUGCUGAGUCACAAGGCUGCCAUUGGCUGCAGAAUCGCCCAGGUGGUGAUGCAGUAUUGUGUUCUAGCUAAUCACUACUGGUUCUUUGGGGAGGCUAUCUACCUUUACUCUGUGCUCAUCGCUUCAGUGUUUAUUGACAACAACAAGUACCUGCCUUAUAUCUGCCUCGGCUGGGGAACUCCCCUUUUAUUUGUCAUUCCUUGGGUGCUGGCCAAGCUACUGAGAGAAAACAAAGAGUGCUGGGCUGUGAAUGAAAAUAUGAGCUACUGGUGGAUAAUACGGUUCCCCAUUCUUUUUGCCACGUUGAUCAAUUUAUUGCUAUUCAUUAAGAUUUUGAAGGUGAUUCUGUCCAAACUACGCGCCAACCAUCAGAAUGGCUAUCCUGACUACAAGCUACGGUUGGCCAAGGCCACUCUGACCCUUAUUCCUCUGUUUGGCAUCCAUGAGAUCAUCUUCAUUUUUGUCACUGAUGAGCAGACCUCUGGCGUGCUUCGCUUCGUCAAGGUCUUCUCCACACUCUUUCUCAACUCAUUUCAGGGCUUUCUGGUGGCUGUGCUGUACUGUUACUUUAACAAAGAGGUGAAGAUGGAGCUUACAAAAAAACUGCGAAGCUGUAGAAUGGAGAAGGGCGUUAUCUGUUGUCCACAGUGACUAACCGACACAAGAGUAGAGCCAUUCUCCGUCGCUACAGUGCAACACAAUGGAGCCUCUACACCGACAGUCCAGCCUAGUAGUCCUCCCACUCCACAUGCUCGAAGGUCACGACAACAGGCUCAGAACACACUGACACCAGAGUCUCACUCUUUACACCAUUGUCCUACAUCAAUGACUCGGGACAAGCGUAUAGACUGUACACAUCUAACUCAUAUUGAGACCGCAUCUCAAUCUAUGCAGGUGUCGUUAAUUAUUCACUUAAAUGACCCAGUAGAGUUACCUCCAAAUGUUGUAAAUGUUGAUUCAGAUUAAGAUGUAUAACUUAUAUAAUUAUGUAUUAUGACAGUGUAUUUUUCCAGUAGUAACAUGUAUGUUGAAAUGUGAAUAGGCUAAUGUGACAAAACACUUUCAGUUGUUUUUCUAGACGCAAUGGGUUGGAUAACUGUCAGUAUUGUGUUUAUACCCUGACCCAUAUAUUUGUGACAGACAGAGAUUAGUAUUCAGAGCGCUUUACUUUCUCCACAUGUUAUGGUCUUUUUAUAUAAUAAGUUAAGCAAUUUUUUCGCUAUAAAUCUACAACUCUGUUUCCAAAAAAGUUGGUAACCUGUGUAUAAUGCAAAUAAAAAAAGAAUUA